Messenger RNA from Rhododendron vialii, 657 nucleotides. RefSeq names its product nuclear transcription factor Y subunit B-6. The transcript has a single exon. Gene Ontology annotation, molecular function: protein heterodimerization activity; DNA-binding transcription activator activity, RNA polymerase II-specific; RNA polymerase II cis-regulatory region sequence-specific DNA binding. The record is from RefSeq and is a predicted model, not a curated record. Gene Ontology annotation, biological process: regulation of transcription by RNA polymerase II. Lineage: Eukaryota; Viridiplantae; Streptophyta; Magnoliopsida; Ericales; Ericaceae. Gene Ontology annotation, cellular component: nucleus; CCAAT-binding factor complex. Bases 1 to 594 code for a protein of 197 amino acids.
AUGAAUGUGGGGUUAUCGGACAUGAAUAACACCAACAACCACCACCACCACCACUCGGUAACUGAUGACAACGAAUGCACCGUUCGGGAGCAAGACCGGUUCAUGCCAAUCGCCAACGUGAUCCGAAUCAUGCGCAAAAUCCUCCCUCCGCACGCCAAGAUAUCCGACGAAGCCAAGGAAACUAUUCAAGAGUGUGUGUCGGAGUUCAUCAGCUUCAUCACGGGUGAGGCCAACGACCGUUGCCAGCGCGAGCAGCGCAAGACCAUCACUGCAGAGGAUGUUCUUUGGGGGAUGAGCAAGUUGGGUUUCGACGAUUACAUUGAGCCUAUGACUCUGUACCUGAAUCGCUACCGUGAUUUUGAGGGGGAUCGUGGCUCAUUAAGGGGCGACCCUAUGGUGAAGAGGGCAGCUGAUUUAGGCACACUGACUGCUGUGCAAGCUUUUGUGCCGGUGUUUCACUUGGGCCAUCUCCAUGGGUUUUUUGGAGCUCCUGCUAAUAUGGGUGGAUUCAUGAAGGAUGACGGAUCGAAUGCGAGUUCUUCCCAAGCUGCCGUGGCCAGUCUUGAGCCAUAUGCCCAGUUUAAUAAUAAGUGAGAUGCCAAAUUUGAUACCAACAGGUAUCAAAGGAAGGCUAGAAGUAAAAAUUAACAAAAUGUA